GCCUUGCAACCACGCUUUUGCCGGUUGCUAGGCUACUUCGGGGUAGAGUCAUAACAAACACGUUUUCCCGCGAAACCAACACGACCGCGACGACCACCACCCCAUUCCCCCAAACGUACCCGCCGAGAAGAAGCAAAGAACUACUAGUAACUAUGGCAUCAACCAAGCCUGCUGCCAAACUCGCAUCCAAGCCCACUCACAAGCCCGCGCAACAUCACCAGAAGCCGCUGGAAUUCUACACGACCUCCUCGACCGGCCACCAAAUCUCGAACGGUGUCAGCAAGUCGGCGGCAUGGCACAAAUCCCGCCAGAGCAAGUUGAAGUCACAGUUCGGCGAUGGUUCGCUGCCACUCUCGACGAUCCUCUCCGCCGCAAAACGGAGCUCUGGAAGCAGCAACAGCAGUAGUGGUGAUAGAAACCCCACACCAACCGCGCCUACCGCGACCGCCGCAAAACCGAGCUCCGGAAGCAACAGCAGCAGUAGCGAUGGAAACCCCGCGCCGUCCGCGACACCGUCGGCAACUAGUACCGCGACCGCCACAAAAGGAAAGCCCAUAUUCUCCUCCUGCAACAUCCACAUCUCCGGCAGCACGGCGCCACACAUCAGCGAUCACAGGCUGAAGCACCUCCUCACGUUCCACGGCGCCACAGUGCACCCGAUGCUCCGGCGGAGCACUACCACGCACGUGGUUCUUUGCCCCGCCGCAACAGUGGGCUCUGGGGCCGGUGGGGGCCUCGCCGCAAAAAAGUUGCAAAAGGAGAUUGAAGCGAAGAAGGGCGCCAAGAUGAAGUUCGUCACGGUGCAGUGGGCGCUGGAUAGUAUCGCCGCUGGCAGAAGAUUGCCCGAGGGGAAGUUUAUGGAACAUGGUGUGGGGAGGGAUGCAGGGCAGAGCUCGUUGGGCGCCUUCUUGAAGAAGGGGAAUGCGAAGUGAUGGAGUCCGAGGAAGGACUAUCCGGUUUUUUGGGCCUUGCAUGAUUUGUAAAGGAGUUUUCUGGUUAGAGCUUUGUUUGUUACUGCAGAAUUAAUGGAUCUCGAACACGAGAGUAUCGCCUCCAGGAGGAUAUGGAAUACACGGG
Tricharina praecox is the source of this 1077-nucleotide messenger RNA. RefSeq lists its product as uncharacterized. The record is from RefSeq and is a predicted model, not a curated record. The coding region runs from base 153 to 932 and encodes 259 amino acids. Lineage: Eukaryota; Fungi; Ascomycota; Pezizomycetes; Pezizales; Pyronemataceae. The transcript has a single exon.